Molecule: messenger RNA, 986 nt
Organism: Gongylonema pulchrum
Lineage: Eukaryota; Metazoa; Nematoda; Chromadorea; Rhabditida; Gongylonematidae
Source: the annotation of a GenBank genome assembly
AUGCGGGCAACGGUGCUUCUAAAUCACUGCUUAACAGCAACAGUUACAUUCCUAAUCGACGUCGCUCUGGCUCAGCACUACAACUGGCUGUCGCUGGCAUUAUCGUCAACAGCUCAAUAUUCUCCAGCAUUCCUUGCAACAUCUGACUACGAUAAACAGCAAUAUCGGGUACUAUGCGAGCGGUUGCCAGGCCUGAAUCCUGCGCAGAUUAGCAUCUGUCAACAGCAUCCGUUUGCAAUCCCAUCGAUUGGACGUGGCGCCCGAGAUUCAGUGGUUGAAUGCCAAGCCCAGUUUAAGUUUGAAAGAUGGAACUGUUCAGAACGGAUAAACAAACAAACUAAUACAACUGCGAAUGGAUUUCAGGAUCUUCUCGGGCGGACGCUUCGAGCUGGGAACAGGGAAACUGCGUUUAUUGGUGCAGUUGCAAGUGCAGCUAUUGUCCAUGCAAUAACGAAAGGAUGUAGCGCAGGCAACCUUACCGAAUGCGGCUGCGACACUCAACCUGGUGGACAACGAUACACGGACCUGGAUCAUUCCGCCGCGAUUGGACGAGAAAAAUUUUCAUGGGGAGGUUGUUCGGACAACUCAAAAUACGGUGUUCAUUUCGCUAAGCAAUUCUUGGACCGUUUUGAAAGGGAGCAGUACGAAAAAGAUCGCGACAUCCGGCACCUGAUGAACCUUCACAACAAUUUUGUUGGUCGAGAGGCGAUUGUUCAAAAUAUGCGCAAACAGUGCCGAUGUCACGGAGUUAGUGGCUCAUGUGAAUUCAAAACUUGCUGGCUGCAAAUGCCAAAGUUCGCCGAAAUUGGCGAGAUGCUCAAGCAACGCUAUAAUCAUUUUGCAGUUCAGGUAGCAAAAAGAGCAAAGAAGCGUUUGCGAAGGAAAGAGCGUUCCGAAAGAAAAAAGCCGCUGCGUGGUAAUGAAAUUGCUUAUAUCAAUAAAUCACCAAACUACUGUGAGCGAAAUGAUGCCGAAGGUAAGUAGAU